CUCAAGAAACUGUUGAAGCUCCCCGGCAAUUCGACCUGCGCCGACUGCUCGACCCCGGGGCGCCCGAACUGGGCCUCGGUGUCCCUGGGCGUCUUCCUCUGCCGGGACUGCGCGACGAUCCAUCGGGGCCUCGGGUCGCACGUCUCGCGCGUCCGCUCCGUGGGCCUCGACGAGUGGACGACGGCGCAGGUCGACAAGAUGGAGCGGUGGGGCAACGCCGCGGCGAACGCGUACUUCGAAGCCUCCGUGCCCUACGACGCGCGCUUAUCGGCCGCGGGCACG
This is a messenger RNA of Aureococcus anophagefferens, 282 nucleotides long. RefSeq lists its product as hypothetical. The record is from RefSeq and is a predicted model, not a curated record. The annotation marks the transcript as partial. Lineage: Eukaryota; Pelagophyceae; Pelagomonadales; Pelagomonadaceae. The transcript has a single exon. Gene Ontology annotation, molecular function: GTPase activator activity.